UCAUACGCGUCGUUCUUGUCUCGCAGAAACGGGGGGGUUUUAGGGUUUCUCCAAGCUUCGACUCCCUUCGUCGGAUUCUCUUGCCGUUUGAUCUCCGAGGGAGAAAUGGAGAGGCUGACAUCUCUAAUUCCGGACGAGCUAAAGCGGGUCAUCGGGAGAAGUGCGCCGGAGAACUUGACGAUGACCUCCUCUUUGCUUCUUGAUUUCUUGCGCCCUUUACCUCAGUUUCAACAAGUCAUCCGGGAGUUGACGGACCCCGAUUUGGCGUUGUGCCGGAAGAGCAAAGAAGCAGCAUUGGGUUCGAAGCAGAAGGGAAAUGAGUGCUUUAUGAAAGGGGAUUACGUGGAAGCUUUGAGCUUUUACUCGCACGCAUUACGUCAUGCACCUGCGAAUUCUGAGAUGGACGUGAAUUUGGUUGCUACAUUGUAUGUAAACCGGGCUUCAACUAUGCAUAAAUUGGGCCUUCUGCAAGAGUGCAUUCGGGAUUGCAACCGUGCUAUUUCAAUUUUUCCUGCUUAUGUGAAGGCAUGGUAUAGAAGAGGAAAGGCUAAUGCUUCUCUAAAAGACUACAAACAUGCUACACAUGAUCUAGAAGUAGCUGUAAGUAUGGAAGACAAUCCGUCUAGGAAGAGCCAGAUCAAAGGAGAACUUAGUAUUGUGUUAAGUGAAUCCAGUAGUUCUAAUGAGAUUGGGAUGGUUAGUAAUAAUGGAGAAGAUGAGAAAGUGGAUUCCUUAGCUCAGUCAAAAGCUCUGGUACUUCAGUGUGUCUCCUCACCACACAAAGGCAGAGGACUGACAUCUGCACAUGACAUUCCUCCAGCUUCCUUAGUUCACCAUGAAGAACCUCUUGCCGCGAUUUUGCUGAAGUCUUGCCGGGAAACUCAUUGCCACUUUUGCUUUGAUGAACUCCCAGCAGAUAUUUUGUUCUGUCCUUCAUGUACUAUACCAGUUUACUGCUCAAAGAAUUGCCAGGAACAGGCUUUUGGGAAACAUGAUACUUAUCUGAGUAAGACAAAUUUGGCCACGGAUCUUGAGAAACAUGUUAUGAAUGCUAUCUUGGCAAAUCCUACAAGAAGUACUGGAGAAGAUAUAUGCAGUAAUCACAUUCUGGAACAUCGACAUGAAUGUGGAGGUGCACAUUGGUCUGCUGUUUUACCACCUGACAUAGUUUUGGCUGCUCGAUUGAUAGUAACUUCUAUAGAAAAAUGCAAGGCUUCUGGGACGAUCUUUAAUCCCUUGGAUUAUUUGGACUUUGUUCACAACUAUGCUCAAAAUCCUUCAGUUAGCAAGUUGGAGUUGCAUGUCUACGCGAUUGUCCUGUUGUACUGUUUGCAUCAAUAUUAUAAUUCAGAUUUUCCACUCAGUGGGGCUUCUGUAGCUCAGUUGAUUCUGGUGAUCUCCCAAAUUAAGGUUAAUUCUAUGGCAGUUAUCCAUAUGAAAUCACAUAAUCGAGAUGAGGCUUUUGGAAAGUGUUCAAAGUUUUUUAUUUUCGAAGAGCAUAUUACACAAGACACCAAGCAGGUCAAAGUAGCACAAGCUAUAUACUCAAGGGGUAGCUUGUUUAAUCAUUCAUGCCAGCCAAAUGUUCAUGCUUAUUUUCUUUCUCGUACACUUUUUGUACGCUCAGUAGAAGUUGUGCCCGCGUGGUGUCCGCUUGAGCUGUCUUAUGGUCCGCAGGCAGGAGAGUUGGAUCUUCAAGGUAGACAGAAGUUGCUCGAAGAGCAGUACUCAUUCCAAUGCCGUUGCUCCAGUUGUUCAGAAUUGAACUUGUCAGAUCUUGUCAUGAAUUCUUUUCGGUGUGUUCGGCCUUAUUGUCUUGGUGCAGUUCUAGAAGCCACACAUUACAAAAGGCUUGAAAGCAAUUUCUUGCAAGUUUCUAAUGCAUCUGGCACCUUUAAACUCUCUCUACCAUUGCUUAGCAGUAAAAAGGACAUAAGUGAUGUGGCACGAAUGUUGCUUCAUGAAAGAGGAGCCAAUAGUCACAUUGCUGCUGGGCAUUGCAUGAGUUGUGGUUCUUGUUGUGAUCUCGAAUGCUCAACUGCAGGUUCUAAAAGUUCUCUUGCAAACAUCCAGAGGUUGAAGGAUUCUUUGGAUUCAGAUCAAAUUCCAGAUGCUUUUGUUUCAGAGAUGCUGAGUUCUCUCAGUCAUUUAAGAUCAGUAAGGCAUCCGUAUAGCAAGAUUGUUGCUGAGGCUGAUGAUAAUGUGGCUGAGGCGUUUGUUAGGAUUGGGGAGCUUAAAUUGGCAGUGCAGCACUGUGUUGCUUCGAUCGAGAUCCUUGAGAAGCUUUACGGUAGCAAUCACAUCGUCAUGGGACAUGAGUUGAUGAAGUUAGCCUCGAUUCAGCUCUGCACGGGUGAUCGGACUGCUACUCUGAGUAGUAUUGACCGGGUAGAGUCAAUAUUUUUACUUUAUUAUGGAUCUCAUGUCGAUCGGAUAUUCCCACACCUGAAGGUCCUCAGAACAGAAGCCGAGAGACUUGCUUCUUGAGAAAGCCAAGUGCUGUGCUCACCACAGAAUUUGUUUCUCAACCUGGUCAAGUCAUCCUUGUCCAAGCACCAUAUCUGACUCCUCGACGCCAUAACCUGUAUGCUAUUAGCUUAAGGAGGAGAGGAGAGCAGAGUCUCUAUGACUUGAGCCUUUUUCUUACACAUCAAACAAGCACUGGUAAUGUUGGUUUCCAUUGAACUCUUUUUAUGAGGGAAAUAUGUAUUUUGUUGAACUUGUUCUGGUACUUUCAAUUAAUACACUUCUGGUUGGUUUCUUUGUAA
Musa acuminata subsp. malaccensis (wild Malaysian banana) is the source of this 2768-nucleotide messenger RNA. RefSeq lists its product as uncharacterized. Lineage: Eukaryota; Viridiplantae; Streptophyta; Magnoliopsida; Zingiberales; Musaceae. Gene Ontology annotation, molecular function: protein binding. The record is from RefSeq and is a predicted model, not a curated record.